This is a messenger RNA of Belonocnema kinseyi, 673 nucleotides long. RefSeq lists its product as uncharacterized. The record is from RefSeq and is a predicted model, not a curated record. The transcript has 3 exons. Bases 179 to 670 code for a protein of 163 amino acids. NCBI's taxonomy places the organism in Eukaryota, Metazoa, Arthropoda, Insecta, Hymenoptera, Cynipidae.
UAAACUUCAAGUGAGUGCAUAUUUGCACAAGUGUUCCUUGUGUGUGUGCAGCAUCGUUUCCUACUCCUAAAUAUAAAAGUAGUGAAUUUUUCUGUUGGGAACUUGGAUUUUUACUGAAAAUCUGAAUGCUGACGCAAGUGAGGCAUCAAGUUCACAACCUCCGCCUUUAUUUUUUCGAAUGCGAGACAACCUUCCUGCACCUAUUCAAGGACCACCUAGUUUGAAUCUCUUGUAUGGCCAAACGCGAAUUGACUUGUUGCUAGAUCAUACUAUGACUAUAGCACUGAGAGCUGACUAUCCAGGAAAUUAUAUUCCUAGUUUUAGCUAUUGUGCAAAGAAUAAUUUUAUAUGCCGUCUUAAUGAAAUAGAAGAAAUAAAAUUGGUGGAAUAUGUACACCAAAGUGGAAAACUCAUUGGAGUUCGAGCACCAAUACCAAGUGAUGACCACGUUAUUAUGGAACCUAACGAGGAAAAGUGGUUUAUCGUUUAUGGUCAACAAUACUUUGAAGUAAGGCAAAGGCGUGGUGAAAAAGAAAUACCAACAAUUAGCCUCGUACCUAAAAAUGUUAUUGGAAUGAAAGAUAAAGGCAGACCGGCUGUUUUUAGUGACUUCAGAUUUACGGUGUACAGAAACCCUGAUGGAAAGAUUACGGGAGCUUCGCUUUACUAACAA